This is a messenger RNA of Nicotiana tabacum (common tobacco), 414 nucleotides long. NCBI's taxonomy places the organism in Eukaryota, Viridiplantae, Streptophyta, Magnoliopsida, Solanales, Solanaceae. The record is from RefSeq and is a predicted model, not a curated record.
GAUACCUUCAUACAAAAAUCCAAGGACACUCAAGCAGUAACGCUUCUGUGGAAGGCAGGAGCAGUCAGCACGAAUAACUGUGUGUGUGUGAGAAAGAAGUUCGCUCCCUUUUCUGUGAAAAUGGGAAGAUGUCUUCUUUCAUCCACAGUUAUUCCUCCUUUGAGAACUCUUCUUCCUUCUGAUCCCCCUAAACUUGCAUUCCCCAAGAAUUUUAGCACACAUUCAGCGAUUUUUCAUUACGGGGUUUGUACAACUGGAGCCAAAACAAGUGGAGCAUUUUGUACAAAGGCUACUUUAUCUGAGGUGGGUAACAACAAGAAAGUGUACUCAAAGAUUGGUGCUGACUCAACUGGAAGUAUUCCCUCUAACGAGCUCCUCCAAGUAGUUGAAGCUGCUGCCAAGACUGGUGCUCAG